AAUACAACCAAGUGCACGAGCAGUGACCAGUGUGGAGACGACGCGUAUUGCGAAAGAAGGACUGGUGCAUGCCGCUGUUAUCCAGGAUUCGAAGGAGCGCCUCCUACGAGAGAAUGUAAAGAUAUCGAUGAGUGUGCAGAAUCCCACGGAGGUUGUUGUAGUGGAAACGCGACUUGCGUCAAUAAGGAAGGAUCGUACGGAUGCAAAUGCAAUGACGGAUUUGUCGGAGAUGGCUACAAGUGCAUGCCAGUGGAGAAACGCGGUUGUACCGAAGCUGAAUGGGCUGAGGCCAAUUGUGGCAGGAACCAUAUGUGUACGGUUGAUGGCAGUGGCAAGAAAGACUGCGACAUGUGCAAAAUGGGAUUCGAGAUGAAAAACGGAGAAUGCGUUGACAUCAAUGAGUGCGCCAAGCCUGGCUUGAACAUGUGCGACAAGAACGCCGUUUGCAACAACUUGAUGGGAACAUACGCCUGUCAAUGUAAGAAGGGAUUCCGUGGCGAUGGAUACAUGUGUGAUGACGAAGACGAAUGCCGAAUGAUGCCAUGUCACCCGCAAGCUGAAUGCCACAAUAAGCCAGGAUCCUUUGAAUGCAAAUGUCCGGACGGAUUUGAAGGAGAUGGAGUGAGCAAAUGCAUAAAUCCUCUGGAACACGGCUGCAAAGAUAUGCAGCGAACUUGUGGCCGAACAGAACACACCGCAUGCCUGUCCGUUCGGUUGUUCGACGGAUCCUUGGGCAGUGUUUGCGAAUGUGAACCCAACUAUCGUUUUAACAACGUUACCCAACAGUGUGAAGACAUCGAUGAAUGCGCCGAGAAUCGUCACAACUGCGAUCCAGCUUCAUCGACAUGCGUCAAUACCGACGGUGGAUUCAAAUGCGAAUGCUACGAAGGAUAUGAGGGCACCGGUGGCGUCUGCGUGGGUAAGUGGUUGCACAAGAUGGCUUAUGGGCUUAUGAUAGAAAAACGAUACCAUGAAUCCAUC
This is a messenger RNA of Ostertagia ostertagi, 981 nucleotides long. The record is from the annotation of a GenBank genome assembly. Lineage: Eukaryota; Metazoa; Nematoda; Chromadorea; Rhabditida; Trichostrongylidae.